AUGCUUUGGUCAGGCCGUAUAAACCCACUAUGCUUUCAAGUGAGGUAUACACUUCGAACGUAUAUUUCUAAACCGAAAGUUACCAAACUAUCGCUUACUUUGGAUAACAAAGAAUCGAAUUACCCAACAGAAGAAAAUGCUAUAGAUACCAGUUCUCCUCCAAUUGCUUUCAAAAGAUCUAAGUCAUCAAAUUUAAGUGAGCAAUCCACAGACUUACGCAAAAAGUCACAAACACAAUUGCCGCCAUCUUUACAGUAUGCUAGAGACUUGAUGGAUCGUUACAAAUCUCAUGUGGUUUUGACACAAAUGGGUUCUUUCUAUGAAUUGUACUUUGAGCAUGCUACCAUGUAUGCUCCCCAACUGAACAUUUCUUUGACCAGCAAAAAUUACACUUUUGGUAAAGUUCCAUUCGCUGGAUUUCCUGUACCUCAAUUAAAUCGACAUUUGAAAGUACUAGUGAAUAACUACGGCUAUAGUGUUACUAUUGCAGAUCAGUUCAAAAGAGAUACUCCUGCAGAUAACGACGUCAACAAAUUCUAUAGGCGUGUAACCAGAAUUGUUACUCCAGGAACUUUCAUUGAUGAAGCGUUUGAAAAUCUCCAAGAGAAUACACAUUUAUUGAAUAUUGAAUUCCCAGAAAAUUGCAUGAAGAACCUUGCUGAUCCUGAUAUGAAAAUUGGUCUUUGUUGGUGUGAUGUAUCCACAGGUGAAAUUUCAGUACAACAGAUUCUUUUGAAAGAUUUGGCCUCUGCGAUAACUAGAAUUCAACCAAGAGAGAUUUUAUUAGAUGAAGAACUAGCACAAUUCAACUUAGAGUCGGGAUAUUGGUAUUCAGAAUUAGUGGAAUUAAAGAAAUAUUUCAUGAAAUACCAAAAGUUGCCUCAGAGGCACCGUACUAUGGACACAUUCUACGGUCUCUUCACGGCGGGGAAUAGUAAAGAGGGAAUCAAUCAGUUGAAAAUCACUUUUCAACAGUUCACUCAGAAGGAGAUUGCCGCACUCAGGAAUAUACUCAUAUAUGUGAGUGAACAUUUACCAGAUUUCCACAUGAACUUUCAGGUCCCUCAGAGGAAAAUUACGGCUUCUAUCAUGCAAAUCGAUUCAAGAACCAGCGCAGCUCUUGAAUUACACACUUCCGUGAGAGAUAACAGGAAAAGGGGAACUUUGUUGUCUACUGUUAGAAGAACUGUAACACCAGUUGGUGCAAGACUUUUAGUCCAGUGGUUAUCUGGACCUUCCAUGGACUUGAAAGAAAUUAAAAACAGACAAAGGAUCGUCAAAUUCUUUAAAGCUAGCAAUGAUUGUACUGAUACACUGAUAUUUUUAUUGAAAAAGACUCAUGAUUUAGCAAGGAUACUGCAAAAAUUCAGUUUUGGUAGAGGGGAAGCUUUAGAAAUUAUUCAGUUGGCGCGAUCGAUACAAGUGGCUCUAGAUAUAGGAUACCAUUUGCAAAAGGAAUCCCAAAACUCUGAUUCCUCAUCGAAAAGAAUAAUUGAGACACUUGUGCUUCAAUUAAAAUUUGAUAGACAAAUCAUUUCUGAUGUGCUUACUGGACUAAAUGAAGAAGAGCUUGUGAAAUCUGAAAACUUAACACAAGAUGGAGAAGCCGCCGAAGAAUCCGCCGAAUUGGAAGAGACUGGGGCAACCGAGUUGCAGCAAGAGGGAAACUUAAAGGAAAGCUGGGUCGUAAAUGUAGACUAUAGUCAAAGAUUAAAGGAUCUUCAUAAGAGAUACGCUGAACUUCGCGAUCAAAAAUGUUCUCUACAGAGGACAUACCAAAGUUAUUUUAUUGAUGAGUGGGGUUGUAAAAGUGUGUUAUUGAGAAGAAAACAAAAUGGUGAUUAUGCUCUACGAGUAACUGGCGGUAUUAACCAUUUAAAAAGAGUGGUUGAACUUGCUAAGCAAAAUUCGUUCCAUGUCUUACAAAAAUCAUCACAGACAGUUUGGUUUACACAUGAAAGUUGGACAAAAUUAGGUACUGAGUUAGAAAUGGCAGUUUUCAAGAUUAGGAAAGAAGAGAUAAACAUAAUGAACGAAUUCAAGAAAAGAUUUAUUGAAAAGAGUAAUGAAGUUCGUGCAAUUUCUGAUAUUUUGGGGUAUUUGGAUAUCUUAUCCUCAUUUGCUGUAUUAGCCCGUGAAAGAAACUUGGUGUGUCCUAUAGUUGAUCAAAGUGACCGCCUAGAAAUUGUCGGCGGACGCCAUUUAGUGGUUGAAGAUGCUAUAUCGAAUAGGUCCUUGGAAAAGUUUACUGAAAAUGACUGUCAAUUAAAUGCUGGUGAAUUGUGGGUUGUCUCAGGUCCUAAUAUGGGUGGUAAAUCUACCUUUUUAAGGCAGAAUGCAGUGAUAGUUCUAUUGGCUCAAAUGGGGUGCUUUGUUCCAUGUAAAAGUGCAAGGAUUGGCCUAGUGGAUAAGAUAUUUAGUAGAGUUGGAUCCGCGGAUGACCUUUACAAUGAGAUGAGUACAUUUAUGGUAGAAAUGGUAGAGACGUCAUUUAUCCUUAAGGGCGCAACGAACAGAUCUUUGGCUAUAUUGGAUGAAAUUGGCCGUGGAACUAGCGGUAAAGAGGGAAUAAGUAUUGCAUAUGCAACGUUGAGACAUCUCAUCAAGAAUAAUGUCUGUCGAUCGUUGUUUGCUACACAUUUUGGUCAAGAAUUGAACGAUAUUCUUCAACGAAGAAGCGAAGGUGACCUUACAGAAAAGAUUCAAUUUUACAAGAGUGGGGUUGUGGAAACUUUAGAGGGCGAUUUUUACUACGAUCAUAAGUUGAAACCUGGGAUUUGUGAAACUUCAGAUGCCCUUAGAGUGGCCGAAACGGCUGGUUUCCCUGGGGAUGCGCUGGAAAUCGCCAAAGAAGUGCUUUCAUGA
This is a messenger RNA of Zygosaccharomyces rouxii, 2865 nucleotides long. It is a transcript of the gene MSH1, whose product is annotated as mismatch repair ATPase MSH1. The transcript has a single exon. Bases 1 to 2865 code for a protein of 954 amino acids. Gene Ontology annotation, cellular component: nucleus. Lineage: Eukaryota; Fungi; Ascomycota; Saccharomycetes; Saccharomycetales; Saccharomycetaceae. The record is from RefSeq and is a predicted model, not a curated record. Gene Ontology annotation, biological process: mismatch repair. Gene Ontology annotation, molecular function: ATP-dependent DNA damage sensor activity; mismatched DNA binding; ATP binding.